AGAAAAAAAAAAAAAGUCCGUCACAUUAACUCAGGAAAAAAAGCCCGAUUUUUUUUCUUUCUUCGAGUGAAACAAGUCAGAGAGAAAAGGACCCGGGCUGUCUUCCGCGGACUCUGCAUCGGAUCCUCGCAGGCUGGAAUCGAAGCGAAAAAUCGAAGGCAGCCACAAGCAUCUGAAUCUGUUCCAUGGCUUCAAGACGAGGACACAUCAGAUAUCUGAAGGUGUGUGAGGUUCAAACCGCUCAGGGAGACAGCAGAGACGGUCAGCAUACUGCCAAAGGAGGUGCCUGCAACAAGUCGGAGAUGUUCGAUAAUGGAUUCAGCGAGCAAAUGGUGGCAGAGGGUCCGGAUAACAGAACCAACCUGAUUGUGAAUUACUUGCCGCAGAGUAUGAGCCAGGAUGAACUGCGCAGCCUGUUCAGUAGCGUGGGAGAAGUAGAGUCUGCCAAGCUCAUUCGCGACAAAGUGGCAGGCCACAGUUUAGGUUACGGCUUUGUUAACUUUGUUAACCCUAAUGAUGCAGAGAGGGCUAUCAGUACCCUCAAUGGCCUGAGGCUACAGUCUAAAACUCUCAAGGUUUCUUAUGCCCGGCCAAGCUCAGACAUGAUUAAAGAUGCUAAUCUGUACAUCAGUGGGCUGCCUAGGACACUGAGCCAGCAGGAGCUGGAGGACAUGUUCUCCCGCUUCGGACGCAUCAUCAACUCCAGAGUGCUGGUGGACCAGGGUUCUGGUCUGUCGAGAGGUGUGGCUUUCAUCCGAUAUGACAAGAGGGCGGAGGCUGAGGAUGCAAUCCAACAACUUAACGGACACACGCUGCCUGGAACUUCAGAACCAAUCACAGUCAAGUUUGCUGUCAACCCGAAUCAGACCAGGAACUCCCAAGUGAUGUCUCAGGGGCACCAUGGCCACUCACGGCGCUUCGGUGGACCCGUCCACCACCCGCAGCAGAGGUUCAGGUUCUCUCCGAUGAGUGUUGAUCACAUGGGCGGUGGUGGCACAGUCUCUGGGAGCGCAUCUGCUGGUUGGUGCAUCUUCAUCUACAACCUGGGUCAGGAUGUUGACGAGGGCUUCUUGUGGCAGAUGUUUGGGCCAUUUGGCGCCGUGGUCAACGUCAAGGUGAUCCGAGACUUCAACACCAACAAGUGCAAAGGUUUCGGCUUCGUUACUAUGAGCAACUACGAAGAGGCGGCCAUGGCCAUCCACAGCCUGAACGGAUACCGGCUGGGAGACAAAGUCCUGCAGGUGUCCUUCAAGACCAGCAAGGGUUACAAGUAGAGCCGGCGCAAGUACUUCCUGUUUGAAGGAUAAAACGGCCUCACCUAUUCCCCCUCACUUACUGUAGCUCGCACCUGAGCUGCCGUUUCCUCAAGCUGCAGUUGGAUUUUUGUUUUUUCCCAGCAUGCCCUCUGACGUCAGGUGGCGUGACAUCACUGCAGUUGUUGUUCACUUGUCCAUGUACAUAAAGUGAAGUCCUGAAAAUGUGGACAUGGCCAAUAGCCUGACCAGCUACACAUAAAAUCAAACCAGUUGACUGCUGAGCAAAUUUAACCCCCCCCCCCCCCCCCCCCCCCAAACAUUUUUCUGUUUCUUAGAAACAUUUUGUUUUAUAUUUGAUAUUUUAGAAUCAUUAAGAAAUAAUGUUUUGGUAACUUUUAGCGCUGUCGAUGUCCUUUGAUCUCUGAUUCUGGACUGUUGGCCUUUAAAUGUAGUUUCUGCAGAUUCUAAAUAAGCUGUGAUUGACAGCACAGCGAGCCAAUGAACAGAGCCAGGGGGUGGAGAAUGGGGGAGCCACCUAUUUUCCCAUAAUUACAUGUUGGUUGUUCUGACUGUAAACCUCAAGUAUCUGGUCAGGUUAAAGCCAAGUGCAUGCUGGGUAACAGGAGCGGUGCAAAUCCACAUUAAUGUCGUGUGAGAACUUUUUUCUUUUCCUUUUUAUUGUCGUCUUUCUGCGGCAGCUUCUUUGUGAAUUCGGCCUGUUUGACUGUAGAAUAAAUGUCAGUUGGAAAAA
Thalassophryne amazonica is the source of this 2007-nucleotide messenger RNA. Its product is annotated as ELAV-like protein 1. The transcript is spliced from 8 exons. Bases 186 to 1274 code for a protein of 362 amino acids. The record is from RefSeq and is a predicted model, not a curated record. Gene Ontology annotation, molecular function: RNA binding. Lineage: Eukaryota; Metazoa; Chordata; Actinopteri; Batrachoidiformes; Batrachoididae. Gene Ontology annotation, cellular component: ribonucleoprotein complex.